AUGAAGAACUUGACCCCCCCAACCCCGAUUGGCUACAGGCCGAGGCCACCGACGAGGACGUUGAGGAAUAAGACUAAGAGCUAUAAGAUUCCUGGCCAGAGUGGGCCUCAGAAAGGCUCCAUGGCCUCAGUGACAGAGAAUUCGGCCAAGUGGACCACCUUAAUCGAUGCUCCUGUGCAUGCAGUCCUUCUUAACAACGUUGACGUUAGGGCUGUCAAGCAAGUUGAUGAAGAUGACGUGAGGAUUUUUAUUGUGGCCAACCAUAUGCUUCAGGUCGAAAUGCAAAAAGCUACCAGAGCUCUGGAAGAAUACUGGGGCGAUGAGAGUUUUGACGACGAUUGCCGUGAUUGUACGAAGCAGGAAGUGGCCAUCUCCUUUGGUAAUGGUCCAAAACUUUCGUUAACCUCGAUUUUCCUUCCCAAUACUCCUCGGGUAAAUACCCAUGAUCCAGGGGAAUCGGCUCCCCCGGAUCUCAAAUCCCUUGUGCCAAAAGAUUGGAGGCCCAAUAGCGCCCAAACUGGGGCAGGCAACUAUCCAGUUGCUUACCCACUCUAUCUCUUGUGUUUGGUCCUCCUGGUACAGGCAAAACGCGAACAAUUGCUGCAGUGA
This is a messenger RNA of Aspergillus tubingensis, 609 nucleotides long. Its product is annotated as P-loop containing nucleoside triphosphate hydrolase protein. The coding region runs from base 1 to 609 and encodes 202 amino acids. The record is from RefSeq and is a predicted model, not a curated record. The transcript has a single exon. NCBI's taxonomy places the organism in Eukaryota, Fungi, Ascomycota, Eurotiomycetes, Eurotiales, Aspergillaceae.